AUUGUCCGGGCGGCAGCGCAGGAUGCGGCUCCCGGCACGGCCUCCCGGGCUGCGCUGAGGGCCCGCCGGCAUGAGGAGGUCUGUCGAAGAUGCACUGGUCACCAGAGCAUGCCCAGUCCCUGAACCAGUGGCCGGAGCAGCACCUGGACGUCUCCUCCACGACCUCCUCCCCGGCCCACAAGUCCGACCUGUACCCCAGCACCCGCCAGCGCUUCAACUAUGCCUGGGCCAACGAUGACAUCUCGGCGCUCACGGCCUCCAACCUCCUCAAGAGGUACGCCGAGAAGUACUCGGGGGUGCUGGACGCGCCCUACGAGCGCCCCACGCUCGGCGGGUACGGGGACGGCGCCUUCGGCCCCGUCAACGGGCAGAAGGGCGACGGGGAGCCCUGGCCGGGCGCACACGGCUCGGACGGCGCCUACCCCCUGACCCCCAUCCACGACGGCCUCGCCGGCGCCAAGGCCGUGGUGCCGCCCGCCGUGCCCGGGGGCAGCGGGGCCAUCGCGCUGGGCGGCUCCCCGGUGCUGCCCGCCAACCUCGGCGACGCCGCCUACCCCGGGAACUCCUGCGGAGCGGCCGCUGCCGCCUCCGGGGGGCUCGGGGGGUCUCAGGAGUACCCGUCCGGCUACGGCGGCACCUACCUGCCCUCCGGCUACUGCACGCAGCCCGCGGCCGCGCUGCCCCCGCCGCACCCCCCCGCCCUGCACAGCUCGGGGCUCCUGCAGCCGCCGCACCCCUCGCCCGCCCUGGUGCCGGGCUACGGCUCCUCGGGCCCCGUGUACAACUACGCCGCCGGCAGCUACCCGCCGCAGCCGGGCUACGGGGGCAUCCACCCGCCCCAUCCCUCCGCCUCCUACCUGCCCUCCGGCAUCGCCGCGCCCACGCCCAUCCCGGCGCCGCCGCCCGCCGCCCGCCCGCCCGGCGUGCCCGGCUACGGCUACCAGGGCGCCGGGCUGGGCCCGCUGGCCGUGCCGCCCCUGGGCACCGAGGCGGCGGGCACGCUGAAGAGGAAGGCGUUCGACGUCGGCGGGGACGAGGACGGGGAGGGCAGGUACAGGAAAUACGGCUACGAGCAGCCAAAGUCGCCCUACCCGCUGUCGGACGGCGGCGAGUGCCGCGGGAACGGCUUCGGCGGCGGCGCCGAGUCCCCGCAGGUGCCCUUCAAGCCCGGGAAGCGGCCGGCGAGCGACGAGGAGCACGGCGGCAAGUACGGCGGGCAGCAGAUGAAGGGGUUGGCCUCGCCGCCCUACGGCGCCCGGGACGCUGCCCUGCGGCCGGCGGAGCCCUUCGAGAAGUUCAGCCCCCCCCUCGCCAACGGGGAGCGCGCGGCCGAGCCGGGACCCCCCUUCCCUCUGCGGCUGCCCUCCAAAGCCCCGGCGUUCGGCGGAGCCCCGCCGGAGGAGCAGCACAAGAACGUCGACCCGCUGGUGCUGGAGCUGGUGAACGCCAAGGUGGUGGAGCGCGGGCCGCCGGUGCAGUGGUCGGACAUCGCGGGGCAGGUGUCGGUCAAGGCGGCCAUCGAGGAGGAGCUGCUGCGGCCGCUCCUGCGGCCCGGCUCCGUCCCGAGCCGCCCGCUGCGCACCCUGCUGCUCUUCGGGCCCCGCGGGACGGGCAAGACGCUGCUGAGCCGCUGCAUCUCCACGCAGCUGGGCUCCACGCUGCUGAGGCUCAGCGGCACCACCCUGCUGUCCGCCUGGAAGGCCGAGGCCGAGAAGAUCCUCCAGACCGUGUUCUUCGUGGCCAGCUGCCGGCAGCCCGCCGUGGUGCUCAUCACCGAGGCCGAGUCCCUGCUGGACGGCGGCCAGGCCGGCAACCUCAAGUCCCAGCUGCUCUCCUACCUGGACAACGUGGCCGCCUCGUCCGAGCGCAACGUGGUGGUCAUCGGCACCACGGCGCGGCCCGGCAGCAUCGACGAGGCGUCGCAGCGGCGCUUCGGGGCGCGGCUCUACAUCCCGCCGCCGGACGGGGAAGCGCGGCGCCACAUCCUGCGCCGGGCGCUGGCGCAGCACAGCUGCUGCCUGAGCGAGCGGGAGCUGGCGGCGCUGGCGCAGCGCACCGAGAGCUUCUCCGGCGCAGAGCUGCUGCGGCUGUGCCAGCACGCCGGGGCUGCGCGCCGCGCCCUGCCCGGACCCCACACCUGCUACCAGGACCUGGAGAAGGCGUUCUGCAAGGUGCGCCCCGCUGCGUCCCAGAAGGAGCUGGACCUGUUCCUGGAGUGGGAUAAGAUGUACGGAACCAGGCACUGAGGGCAGCGCGGGGACGAACCCCAAGGCGGCGGGGACAGACCCCAAAGCAGCAGGGACAGACCCCCAAAGCGGAGGGGACAGACCCCAAAGCGGUGGGGACAGACCCCAGAACAGCAGGGACAGACCCCAAAGCAGCAGGGACAGACCCCAAAGCAGCAGGGACAGACCCCAAAAUGGUGGGGACAGAUUUGGGACAUGGAUUGGGACCCGUAGGGGCUCCGGUUCUCCGAGCAGGGUUGGGUCCCGACGCUGGCCAGCCCUGCUCCAUACCUCACCUUUCCUAUUUUGGACUCAUCCAGGGAUUUUCCAGGCUGUGCUUUUUUUGGGGAGCCUCGCCCACGACUCAGGAUAACCUAUUUAUUGUUUUCCCGACCCUCCGUUCUGGAUCGGUGAUGCCGGUGGGGCCGGAGGCGCCCCGGGAGAAUUCCGGCAUCGGGAUCCGCUCCAGCGCUGGAGUCAGGAGCUCCCCCAUCCACCCCAAAGCUUUAUUGUUGUUUAUUUUUGUUUGUUUUUAAUUGCUUUUAUUAUUCCCAACAGAAAUACCUCGGGUGUCUUUGGAGCCCCUUCUCACCUUGAUCAGGGAAAGGGGCAGCUGGGGGAGAGGCCCAAAACCAGGGAAUUUCACCCCAAAACAAGGAGGUUGCACCCCAAACCAGGGGGUUACACCCCAAAACCAGCGGCAUUUGGAGUAAAAGGCUGUAGAUUGUUGAAUAUCCUAGACUUGGGUUUUUAUUUUUGUAAGGUCUGUAGUAUUUUUUUUUGUUCGUUUGUUUUUUCUUUUUAACUACUCAGGAAAAUAAUUACCUCAGAAAACUAAAGAAUGUUUUUUUAAGAACACUUUUUAUCUUCUCAGAAAAGGAAAAAGGAGAUUUUUUAAAGAGUUUUCCGACCUGGGACAGAGCUGCCUCCUGCAUUUGCUUCUGAAGGGGGUGAAGAAAGGAAGAAAUAAAAGGAAAAAUAAACUUGAAGCUGUUACAAAGAUGAAAUUUGAAUGUAUUUCAGGUGCUUUCCAUAUAUAUUAUGCCAUAAUUUUAUUUGAAAUUUUGUUGGUUUUUUUUACAUCGUUUAUUGUAGCAUUUGGUGGAGUAACGUGUCUUCAAUGGAAAGUUUAGUGCUGUAGGUUGGGAGCUGUCGCUGGCACCACUUUUUGGAGCAGAUUGGGCAAACCACCUUUUUUCCCCUUCCCAAAAAAUAAAAAAGUCCAGCAGGGCUGAGCGAGGGGCUUUGCACAGAGCGUGACCCCCCAGCCCAUCCGCUGGCCCCUCUUUGCGUCAUGGUGGGGUUUUCCCCAUUUAAAAAAAUGUUAAUUUGUUAUUUUUAAAUUAUUUUUCAUGCUCUAAAGGCCCUUAGAGCAGCCCCCCCCAAACCUCAGGGUCUGUGCCUGCAGAGAGAACAGAUCCCUCACUGGGGCUCCCCCCAGAGGUGUCUGCCAGGUUUUUUCCCAAUUCUUCUGAAUUUUUCCAGUUUCCUACUGCAUCCAAGGGCAUUACCAGGGCACCCCUUUGCCUCCCACCUCCAAAAAGUCGUGCUGGGUUCCUGAAGACUUAUUAUUAUUAUUAUUAUUAUCCUAUUUGUACACUCUCUGUAACCAUUUCUACCUCAUUUUGCAACGUAUUGUACAUGAAAGUAUUUAAUUCAUGUCUUAUUGAUGUCUGAGACAGACAAGCUCUAGGGCUGGGAUGGUCUACCUCAAGAAAUGCUGUAUUUU
Hirundo rustica (Barn swallow) is the source of this 3954-nucleotide messenger RNA. It is a transcript of the gene FIGNL2, whose product is annotated as fidgetin like 2. Gene Ontology annotation, molecular function: ATP hydrolysis activity; ATP binding; microtubule severing ATPase activity. Bases 90 to 2246 code for a protein of 718 amino acids. Lineage: Eukaryota; Metazoa; Chordata; Aves; Passeriformes; Hirundinidae. The transcript has 2 exons. The record is from RefSeq and is a predicted model, not a curated record.